CAGGCUCUGGUGCAUUACGAUGUUAUGCUUGUUCAAACAUAGAGGAUCCUAACACCUGUCAUGACGUCAUGUAUUGCCAACCUAACGAGAACUGUUUAAUCACCAAAGAAAUGCGCAUUAACCAAGACGGAUCUUUAAGUCGAGUGUAUCAACAAAGAUGUGAGAGAAGACAGUUGUGCAUAGCUGUUCAUGAACAUAACAGAAUGCCCACCAAUACACCUGAAGCCCAAACUAUCAUCAAACGGACGCCGCUCCCAAUCCUAAGGUCGAUCUUGUCUCAUCGUCGCAGUCACAACUUGAUACAGAUUGCUGCGAAUUGUUGCGAUGCUGAUUUUUGUAACAAUUUAGCUUUUGCUUUGACAACAGGGACGAUGACAACAUCUAAAGAAACAACAAUAAUUCCCAUACAGACAACAGCUCCAGCUAUGCCGAUCCAGGGAGCUGUUAUUGGAUAG
Messenger RNA from Saccostrea cuccullata (small rock oyster), 455 nucleotides. RefSeq lists its product as uncharacterized. Lineage: Eukaryota; Metazoa; Mollusca; Bivalvia; Ostreida; Ostreidae. The transcript has 4 exons. Bases 69 to 455 code for a protein of 128 amino acids. The record is from RefSeq and is a predicted model, not a curated record.